AUGUCUUCUCGAAGAUCAUCUCUGACCCUCUCCAAUCGGAGCAGUAGUAGAAGAAAUGUUCAAAAACCUCUCGGAAAAACAGCAAAACAUGUGAUUGAAAUGACGAGUGGAAAUGAAAGUGAUGAUGGAGGACGAAAUAUGAUACGAUCCAUGUUUGCACUCCUUAAACAUAGAAAACAAUGGCUAGAUCGGAAAUUUAGAACAGAACCACUGAAUCAAUUAUUGAAUUUGAUUGCUAACAUGAAAGAAGAAGAUAUGAAAUUGGAUGGACCAAACGAAUCCUAUUUUGCUUUCCUUUUUGAACAAGUGUGUUUGAAACAUUUGGAUGAAUUAGAAUUUUCUGUUGGAUCAAACGAAACGUCAAGCAUGUUUAGGAAAGAUUUGGAUAAAAAUUUAUUGAAAUUCAAAACUAUUACAGUUUAUGUUCCCAAGACAGUGAAAGGAAUUUUAAAAUGGCUUGGAAUUGGAAUUAUUUUGUCAUUAAUCUAUUCUCUUAUUAUGUAUUGGAAAAUUAAUUUGAGAAGAACACAUUAUCAAUCCUAUAGAUUGGUAAAUGGGAAUAGCAUACCUUCACUUGGAAACAUGCAAGUUUCAACAAAACAAUUUGUGUCUCCAAUGAGAGGCAUUGUAAAUCUUGGGCUGUAA
Naegleria fowleri is the source of this 645-nucleotide messenger RNA. RefSeq lists its product as uncharacterized. The transcript has 3 exons. The coding region runs from base 1 to 645 and encodes 214 amino acids. The record is from RefSeq and is a predicted model, not a curated record. Lineage: Eukaryota; Heterolobosea; Eutetramitea; Acrasida; Naegleriidae.